GAAAUGGCACCCCACUCCAGUGUUCUUGCCUGGAGAAUCCCAGGGACAGGGGAGCCUGGUGGGCUGCUGUCUAUGGGGUCGCACAGAGUUGGACACGACUGAAGUGACUUAGCAGUAGCAGUCCACCUAGAUGCUGCAAAGCCAAGCUAAAAGACUUCGUGAGGGCUAGUUUAUUUCCAGUUUAUAAUUACCCUUAAAGUGAAACAUUUGGAGUUCCUAGGAAACUCCUUCCCUUUUAAUAAGACUUGGACUUUGAGUUUUGUUAUUCUAGUGCUUUGAGUCUUCUAAAGCUUCAGUUCACUUAACACUGGUUUAUUCCUUAACCUUUACUCCUUAACCAUAGAUGCCCUUAAGAAAAAUACAGUUAACCUUAUGAGUACUAAAAGAAAAUGGGGAAUUACUCUUUGACCUCAUAUAGGAAAAGAGUUUUUAACUAUGAGUCAAAAAUCUAGAUGCAAUAAAAGACAAAUCUGAUAAAUGUGACUAUUUUUUUAAUGCAUGGCAGAAAUACAUCAUAAAAAAAUAAAGCAACUAACAAGUUGGAAGUAAAUAUUUGCAACUUUUAUAACAAAGGCCUAAUAUAAUGUAUAAAGAACACUUGAAAAGUGCGAAGGAGCAAUAACCCAAUAGAAGAAUGUGGAAAAGGGACUUCCCUGGAGGUUCAGUGGCUAAGACUCCAUGCUCCGAAUGCAGGGGGCCCAGGUUUGAUCCCUGGUCAGGGAACUAGAUCCCACACGCCACAACUAAAGAUCCCACAUGCUGCAACUAAGACAUGGUGCGGCCAAAUGAAUAAAAAAUAUUUUUUUUAAAAGAAAAAGAUGUGGAAAAGACAUGAACAGACAAUUCACAAUGAUAUUUAAUUUGCUAUUAAACAGAAAUGCAAAAUAAAAUGCCAUGGAUAUACUACUACUCACUUAUCAGUGAAAAUUAAAAAGUAUGUCAUAUUAUGUUGAAAACUGGGGAAAUAAGCACUUACCUUUAUUUUUGGUGGGAAAGCAAAAAUGAGUCUGAGGUUCAGGGGAGGGGAUAACCUGGAUAUGUAGAUUUGGGAAUCUGUGUUUACAGGAAAACGGACAGAGUCAGGGAGAGAGAACACAUGGACUGAGAAGAGCUGAGGCUCAGGACACAGCUACACAAGGUGGCAGCGCAGGUCCCUGGUGGGACCAGCACCAGGGCUCUAGAGUCAGGAGGAGCUCGUCUUGAAAGCGGGCUGUGGGGCUGUGUGGCGCUCUAGGCAAAGUCUGGUACCAUCCUUGUGAUCAGCUGCUACAACUGGGGCUAAUGGGCAUCUCAGAGGGAUGCUGAGCGAAGACCCGAGAUGCUCCAGGUAAAGCACGUGCAGUCAGGAAACCUCUCCACUCCUGCUUUAUCGGUAAUGCCUCCUUCUCCAACUACCACCCUCCGCCGGCCCCCACCUUCCGGAGUUGUUGGGUCCCUCUGGGCUGGGGGCGAGGGAGUGGGGUGGGGGACCUGGUUCAGGUGAUGCCACGCUCACAUGACCGGCUGGGCGCCGACAUGGGCAGCAGCCCCCAUGCCCGCCCUGCCCAUGCAGAACCAGUUCCCAGAGCUGCCCCGGUGAGGGGCGAGAGGGCUUAGGCAAGCCCAAGGAGGUACAGACCCGGCCUGGGCCCCACAGGUCAGUAUGAAGGUGGUCACUGCUGGCGUCCUGGGCAGGGGUGGAAGCUGAUGGGACUAGGAUUCAGGAGCAGUGGGGAGAGACGGGGAGAGAGGAGGGGGUCCUGAGAUGAAUGUGGAGAAUGGUGAGGCGCAACGUGGGCAGAUGGCCCCGUCUCCUCCUCAACGGCCCUCCUCUGUGCCCUCCACCCACUUUUGAGCCUGAAAUUGUGGGGGUGGGGGGUGUGCCCCUGCAGUGCGAUGGUGAAACUUAGACAAAUUCUGAAAAUAAUUCCCUUUCACACUCUGAGCCCAGGAGGAAAUAAUUGACCUCACGUAAAGGGGUAGGGAUGCGGCUGGUUGCUUGCACAGGAGGAAGACACAGGGACCCAAAAUAGUUUGGAAAGCAUCCUGGUCUGGUGCCUGCGGCCUGAAAAGUAAUAGUGGCUGGGAUGCAGGAGAGGUAGGGGAAAAAUUGGAGGAUGAGGAGGGCCCGGAUUCAGGAAAGGGACCCCAGCCCAUGGACUGUGCAGUCCCUCUCUGUCUUCUGUCUGUCUGCAGGUCUGCAUGUCUGUUCCCAACACUCUGCAAGGCUAGAAAAGGAGGAGAAACCUGGCCAGAAUCCCUGCACGACAGGAAAAGGAGGGGACAUCUCAACAUGGAAAAACUGCAAUGAAAAUGAAGAAAAGUUGGAAAGUGAGGGAAAGCCAGAAGAUGAAGUAGAGCCUGAAAAUGAAGGAAAGUCAGAUGAGAAAGAAAAGCCGGAAGUGGAGGGGAAGUCAGAAUAGGAAUGAGAGCUCCAGAAUGAGGGACAGCCGGACGAUGAGAGACAACCCGCACAUGAGGGACAACCAGCAGAUGAGGGGAAGAAAGAAAAGCGGGGCAAGUUCGAAGCUGAGGGAAACCCACUCAAGAAGGGCAAGCCAGAGUCCGAGGCAAAGUCAGAGAGCCAGUUGUGUGCUGCCAAAGAGCGCCCUGCUGAAGAUUAUGUGCCCCAGAAGGCAAAAAUAAAAACGAAGGAUUCCCCCAAGGACUAUCAGCACAACUUACAGGAAAGGCAUCUGGGAGGUGAGGAGAUACUCAGAGAAUGUGGAGAUCUGUCAACGGCUCAGCUUCAGGAGCUAAGGAAAAGACAGAAAAUGGGUGGAUUUCAUUGGAUACAAAGAAAUGUACAGGAUCCAUUCACCCCAAGGGGCAAUGGGGUGUCAAGGGAAUGAAGGGAGGAGGGAGGAGCCAAAGGGGCAUACAUGAUAUCCCAUAUCUUUAAUGCCUUGGCAUUUGAUUCUGGUUUCUUUGAUGAGAAUAUCACUGACCCUGCUUUCCCUGGCAGUCACUUGCCAGGCUAUGUGUUUUAUCCUCAAGCUGAUACUUUGCUUUAGGUGUCACUGUCCUUACCAGCAGCCAUUUGAUCCAACUACAGUGCUCUGUGUUUCAGUAGGGGGUUUUCACCCACGUUCAUGGAAGAGAUGUUCAUGGUACACUGUAAAAAGAGCAAUAAAAAAACACUUUUCAGAACCACAUGUAUAGUAUCAAACCAGUUUUGUAAAAGGGCUUCCCUGGUGGCUCAGACUGUAAAGAAUUUGCCUGCAAUGCGAGAGACCUGGGUUUGAUCCCUAGGUCUGGAAGAUCCCCCGAAGGAGGAAAUGGCUACCCACUCCAGUAUUCUUGCCUGGCAAAUCCCAUGGACAGAGAAACCUGGUGGGCUACAGCCCAUGGGAUCGUAAAGAGUCAGACAUGACUGUGUGACUAACACUUUUCACUUUGUAAAAGUAGUAAAUGUUUGCGUAAUGCAUUUGUGCACAGAGAAAACCAUGAAAACUAAAAACUAGGUGAUAGUUGUUUCCUGCAUUGUAGCCAGAAAAUAGGUUUUGCCUGUACUCAAAGAUGAGUCCAAUUAUCAGAUGGUACCUCCAUGCCAUUCCUCCACAGGUAUGUCCAUCCCCAUGUUUUCCCCUAGUUGUAACCAUGUCAGUGGGCACUGGCAGCCCUUCUCCUGGGUCCUCUACCAUCCUAUAGCUC
Molecule: messenger RNA, 3633 nt
Organism: Bubalus bubalis (water buffalo)
Lineage: Eukaryota; Metazoa; Chordata; Mammalia; Artiodactyla; Bovidae
Product: transcription elongation factor A protein-like 3
Source: RefSeq, a predicted model, not a curated record